Molecule: messenger RNA, 6597 nt
Organism: Exophiala bonariae
Lineage: Eukaryota; Fungi; Ascomycota; Eurotiomycetes; Chaetothyriales; Herpotrichiellaceae
Exons: 2
Coding region: 1-6597 (2198 amino acids)
Biological process (GO): replication fork processing; double-strand break repair via homologous recombination
Cellular component (GO): Cul8-RING ubiquitin ligase complex; nucleus
Source: RefSeq, a predicted model, not a curated record
AUGGUCGAUUGGAAAGAGAGAGGCUAUGUGCCUGACUCAGAUGAUGAAGAUGAGAUCCUUCUUGACGAGAUCGGUGCAAGUCCCAUUCACAAAUCACAGAUCGAUAUCGAGAUCGGCAACUCGGCCAUUCCCUCACAACCAAGGCCCAACUCUUUGACUAUAGACAAUCGUGAUGCCGACUCACACCUACCAGUCACCCAAACAGCCGCAACCGAUCUUUCAGAUCAGGAAGAUGAUCUUCCUGACUUUGAAGACUUCAUUGGUGGGGAGACAGUCAUUGAACAGCCGUCAUUGAUCAACCCAGAAAGUUCAACGGCGGCCAGACUUGAAACGGAACUCAAUAGGGGAAUUCAACUCACUCAAGAUGUUCUUGGACUUUUAAGUGACCUAGACGACGUAACAGACAGCCCUCUCUCAUCACCGCCAGCUUCAUUGCCUGAUACACAUCGUCCAUCUCUAAAAGAUGAGGGACAUGUGGUGGGACCUUCACUGCUAGCCACCCCUACCGUCGACAAUUUGAAUGCACCGGGUGAUGUCCAGAACACUGCUGGGGUAACGCCAUUCAGCCGAUCUUUGAGAACACGUGCCCCGAUCCAACUGCAUCCAUAUGCACUUGAGGAUGCAAAAUACCGACAAAGCUUGAAAGAUCGAGGGCUCAAGCCCGUGCGUACACUCAACACUGUCCAACCCCCUAACAACAAUGUACACGAGGAAUCUCAAGGUCGUGAGUCAUACCAAAGCAGCCAAGCUGAAGAGUCAUUCAAUCAGCUACCCUCCUCGAGCCUCAUGUUGCAAGAACCAGACGAGGAAUCUCAAUCACCUGUUCGCGGCACUCGAACACAGGCACCGCCUUUUGAUCUCGGUGAAGAUCUUCCUGAGUUGGACGACAUUCUCCAAAACCACGCUAUACUACCUCCUGGUUCAGCCACAGUUGCUCGAAAACGACUCCAGCGGGCCCGGAAGACUGGUUCAAAACGUCGUCGUGAUCAAUAUCGCAUCUAUGAUCUCCCAAACGACGAGACUGAAACUGAGCCUAUUGAGAGGACAUCCCAAGCUAGGUUUCGAAUUCCUCCGUCGCCUCCCCGUUCUCAGGAUGAACUAUCAUCACAAGAUGGUAUUAGUGUGGAGAUAGAACGACGGCUUCAUAAUGGUGGAACACCAUUUUCGCUGCCAACUCCCUUGAUAUCAUCGGCCUCUCGUCGUCCAAAGCGACUGCGUUCAACUUCAAUCUCAUCUCGCAAUCCGCUUUCAUUGGAUGGCAGUGAUGUUUCAUCUGAUUCGACGUCAGAGCGCUCAGAUGUUGAACCAGAGGGUAUUCAACGCAUGCAGCGCAGAAUCAAAGGGGUACUGCCAGCAUCAUGGCUGAAAUUGGAUCAGAGGAAACAGGUGAACUUAGAGAGUCAGAGGCAUAAAUUCUCACGCUCUCCAGUGAAAUCGGCUGUUGAAAAGGGCGUGGCGAAACGUGUUCCUUCCAGUACCGCCAGGAAUGGGUUCGGGAUUAGCACUCAACCUGCGUUCGAUGACCGGAAUAUCUAUGGUUCGAGCGAGAGUGAUAGUGAUGAGCCUGGUGAUGUGGGAAAUCAAGGUACGGUUGACGAAGGCUUUGGCAUGUUGAUGGAAGAUGUUGUCGAAGACAAUGCAGUUGAUGCCAUGCUCCCGGCAAGAGCUAGAAAUGUGUCUCGAAGAAAGAAGCUGCAAAAGCUUGGAGACAUGUGGACAGACACCCGUGAUAGACCACCAAAGGCCAGGGCCCACAUUGGCACCCACAAUGAGGUCUCGAGCCCAAGAAAAGCGAGGUCGAAACCAAGUGGAGGGUUGCGGGCUCACAAAAAGACGAAAAGAGUGCACAAACAACCACAGAUCACUGUCCAUGAUGCUCCAGGAUUUGAGGAGCGAGAGAUUCCACGUUUCCUGAGAAUCGCUGCACGACGGAAGAAGAACUCUGAUCGAUCACAGGAACAAAACCCAUCAACCAAGUUCUUUAAGCUUGCAACAAAGAGAGAUACGAUGGAUGUGAGGGAAGGACUGGCCCAGUGGAGGUCUCGUCGCGUUCAAAAACACUCAACGCUCAACCCUACUGCCGAGCCGCAUCAACGAGCCUCGCAAGCUCAGCCGCGUCCCAAAGAAGGCGACGAUGUCAUUGCGAGAGAUCAUAACAACAAAGAUACACACCUUACUCUCCUCAAACAAUCCACCAAGUCAACCCUCAAGCGCGUUCAACUGAAUCAAAUCCAGGCAAAUUUGUUGGAUCACCAUUCAGCCUCACAAUCUGAGCGCGCCUCUCAUCUCCUUUCUGCUUAUUUCAAACCUACUUCAGCAUCGUUCCAUCGUUCCGGCGUGGGACGGUCUCUUGAUCUCUUUAAACGCUCUCUCACUCAAACUGAAGGAAGAGCGAAGCCUCCACACACCAUUCCACUACCUCGAAGAGUACCCAAGAAGACUUCGAGUGUUCCCAACAAUCCUCAGCAGAAUCAAGCCUUGAAUGCUCGUCCUUCAUCGGCCGUGGUACCACGUCAACAACACAGAUUUAAUCAACAGCAUCUCUUGAGUGAUCCUGAUGAUCCUGGUCCUCCCAAUGACACAAUGGAUAUCGCAGAUGAUAUUGAUCCCCCUUCUUCACAUCUCUCAUUCCUUGAACAUUUCCCCCGAAGUAGUGUUGUCACACACUUGACGGACCAUCCUCUCGGAAGUCAACGCGUUGAUACGGCAGAGUGCCUGAACUCAUCUCGUCUAUGGAGAAGUGGCAUUAUCAAGACGACCAUCGAGUCAAUGGCAGAUUUGAACCGAGUUCUUGAACCAAGAGACUUGACUACCUCCGUCAUCAGACCUUACAGUGGCCAAGCCAUUGACUUGGGCCGAUGGUCUUCAGAUUUUCAAAAAAUCAUGUCUGAGCUAGGCUCAGCGAUGAUCAACAUAACCAGCUUUGAUCCGUCCAGAAUUGAUCUUACCACACCUGCCUCUGCUACAGUGCCAAGUCACUCCAUCCUUGUCAAUGGACGACAAGACAACAGCAUUAGCCUUGAAGUCAUUUGCAAGACAGUUCAAGAAUGGAAUCGACUGAUGACCAGCUGUCAACAAACUCUCGAAGGCUUGAUUGACUGCGUCAACAGCACUCUGUGGUUCUUCAACGGUACAGAGAUUGACGAAUUUGUCAAGGUUAGCAUCACCAUGGUUGAACGAGUUAUCCAUGAAAUCAACCUUCGACGUUUUGCAAGAACUGGCAUCACUGCUUCACGCAUCCUUGAUGUAUUGAACAAAGUCAUCAUAUUCAGCUACCAGAUCACAAAAGUGGCAAAGUUUAAUGACUGCUAUGGAUCGCUCGUGGAACGUUGUUUCGCUACCCACCAGAAUCUCACACGUCUCGCUUGGUCAAUUGCUCUCAGAGAAGAUCAUGCAGGCGACCUUAUCUCCUAUCUUGCAAGUUUCACAGAAACUACCUCAUCUGCAAGACUCAGCCCUGGUGCUGAGAUGGAAACAGUCCUCGUUGUCCGACAAUUCUCGACUAGCAAUUUUUGGGACAUCUACUUGAAGCAAUUUCUUGUCCAACGUUUCGAAGAGCCUGAAGCUUAUCCAGCAGAAGCACUUGCCUACACGAUACUCAUUCUUGGAUGUGUUUAUUAUCUGUAUGGUGCUGACCAAGAAGACUACAAGUUGGAUAAAGAUGCCUCAAAUUCUGUGGAUUCAUCUGGUCUUGUUGCAUUACAAACAGCCAUGCCUGCCUUCCUCAUGUUCUACAUUGAUACAAAGCAGAAGUAUCAGAGCGAACCUCAGAGAACCAAGGCUGGAAAUAAUCCCCACAUGGACCGAAUGCUCGAUCUCAGUCAGUUUGGUACUUCCACCUUCGAAUGGUGUCUCUUGCUUGCAAGCAAUUUCAGCAGAAAUAACAUCGACCAAUUACUGAAGAAGAUCUUCAAAUGCUAUGGUGACAACAAGAUGCAUGAUUUCUUCUCUUUGGUAGCUACACACGCCAUGCCGGACUUUCUUGCCAAACAAGUCCCACACUCACAGCUCGUUCUCGACCACCUGGACACAGACUUCCACAUCUUUCUCAAGAUUGUUGCAUCGAGUCUAAGUAUUCGCAACCGGACCUACGAAGCGGAGUACUCAGCCCGACAGAAGAAAUUGGCAUCACGAAAACAAUCCUUGGUGUUUAGCCUUCUCCCAAAUAAUGCAUUUCAGGUCAACGACGACGAGAACCUCACUCUAAGAGAUCUUGCAGCUGUUGCAAAUCGAUACAACUUGUUCUCCACCCUGUACCACUAUUCUCCCAAUGGUUACAAACCUCCUUUGGCGAACAUCGUGUCUCUUAUUGACUUUGGCAAGUCUCAUGCUGCGGUGUGCAAUCUCGCUCUUCAAUGCUGGGCUAGUAUUGGCAAGUCAGCUCUCGCUCAAGAGGAAGAUCCAACAUCUCUGAUUGGACUUGGCCGCUGGAUACAAGAUAUGUUCACGCAGACUGCUCAGAAGCUCUCCUCGAUCCCAGACGAUGCAGAAGACGCAACUUAUCUCGAGAAGCAAGUGAGUGAAGCUAACCGACAAUCAACAAGUGUCCUCCUCUGUACCAUAGUAGAUGUCUGGUGCCAUGUUAUCGAGCUUUGCACGACUGAGAUACAAGCACGACAUGUCAUCAAUGGAGAUCGCCACCAAGGAAUACUUGCUAUCCUUCACCUAUGUUUCGAUUAUCUGAGCCCUCCUGAACCUGUUGUUGUCAAAAUCCUCAACAUUGUGUCCACUUAUCUGAAGAAGGCAUCGGAAGAAAGUAAAGCUCAAACUCUCGAACAAGAUUUGCAAACCAUCCUGCAGAAACUCAUCAUUAGACAGAACAACAGACUUUGGUCGCCAACUGACGGUUUCUUGAUUGCUUUGAUGGAUACUUGGUAUCAAGUUGCUCAGACAAUGGUCAAGCACAAAGUCAGCUCCUGGGAAACAUACGUCAAUCCAGCUUCGACAUUGUCACUUGAAGUUAUGCUCGAUUUUCCAAUUUCUGGACAUUGCAUAGCACUUUUCUUGAGCAGAGCCUUGAUGCAUCAAGAAUGUUUCGACACAGCACCAUUCCUUUUCUUUGAGCACUGGAUUGGAUCGAUUCUACUUCCCCAGAAAUAUUUUAAAUUUCAACAUCUUCUCAUGGACCAAUUAGUGGAGAUUGCCCCUGAAAUCCUCGACUUGGCAAAUGGUGUUGAGAUGAUUUUUCGUGGCAGAUCACCAGGUGUUCCUGUUGACCCUAAGGUUCUAUACCAACACCGACUUGAGAUCAUACUCUAUAUCGUCCACAGCAUUCAUAAACUUCAUAAUACCAUCGAUACCUCGAACAGCGAAGUUCUCAGCAAAUCUCAAGCACUACAACUUCUUUACGCAAUCCAGAGAUUCUUGAAAUGGAGCUGGAAUAAGGAUGUUGAGAUGAGAGAUGAAUGGGCCGUUUUCAUCAACGCAGUCGUCUUUGAAAUGGAUCUUUACCAUGUGGAAGGACUCGAGAUUGACGAAUUGCUAAUCACACCUGAAAUCCGAAGCCAUGAAGUCAAGGCCGUUCAGUUGAGACGUCUGUUCAUCAAAGCGUUCACUCCUGGAACUAUUAACACCGAUGAUGCAAUUGACAACUUCAAGGCUUGUGUCCAAGGCUUCCGCGAGACAUGCGAAGUUGCCUGUUUCACCAAGGAGUUCGCUCCCCUUCUGACCCACACUGCCACCACCUUCAAUGCAAUGGAGGACCAAUAUAUAGAUGAUAAAGGUAGAUAUCUACUGGAUAUCAAAGCGCAACUGCAGUUCCUCAAGGCAGUUCUGCCGGAGUACAUCUCCAGGGCGUUCGAUGAGACACAACCAACGAUGCUGUACGCAAGCAUCGUCCUCGAGAUCGCAAUCCUGGUGAUGGCGCCAGUAGAACUCCGCGUUGACUUUGACGACAUGGCCAGCAUGGAGUCACUCGCCGAACUGGCAGCAAUGCUGCUCGGGGCCGCGUGCCGCAGCCUGCAAGGGCGGCGUGUACGCCGAUUCGCCGGCAUGGCCGACUGGAAGAAAAUGAUCAUCGUACGAGUGGUCGAACUCGUCGCCCGCGGCGCAUUCGCCUGGGGUACCUUGCACGGCAAGUACCCGUCGUCCGCCUCAAUCACCGCGCUACAAGCGCCAGUGCAGACGUGCGUCUGCUACAUCUACGAAUAUGCCACAAUGGCAUUUACUCUCCCGUGGGCGCCAAUUGACCAGGCGUACACGUACGACCUGCGCGUUUACGGAAAACGCGACACCCUCGACUUCGGCUUCCUGCUCCCAGGAGCGGACCUCGCUACUGACGAGGAAAUCAAGACCCUCCGCGCGGUCGUCGAGGGCGACCUCAUCGUCGCCGCGGCUGCGUACGGUGAGCGUUCGCUCACAAUUCCGUGGCGUGGCCCGGGUUGGCCUUACAACUGCCCCGGUGUGGGGAGAGGCGAGGCGUUUGCGGCUACGGCAGCCAGUCAAGACGACGAGAUCGAGCUCGUCAAUGCCGGGUUGAGAAAGUUGCGGGAGGCGAUGGUCCUCCUGGGCUUGAAGGAGGAGGAAGCCUGGGGUGGCUGGGGUGAUGACGAUGACGAUGAUGACGAUGAUGAUGACGACGAAGAAGACGACAAGUGA